AGGUGACACGGUAUCCCCUCAGGCUGUAACGGACCGACUGCUGUGCCUCCUGCCACCGGUGAGGAGCCGGGAACGGCCUGUCGGGAUGGGGGGCCAGCAGUCACCGCUAGAGCCGGGCUUACUGCACCAGGCAAAGUUAUGGAAUGAUCUCGGGGUAUUCGAAGAGGAUGAGGAGUUGGAGGGUUUCAGGCAGGAGACAGCAGUCCUGCGUGACAAGUUGCGGGAGGCUCUAAGUCGUACAUCUGGUAACAAAAGGCAGCCCAGUUCUUUGACUGACCUCACCUUGGACAGUACCUGGGAUCAGCAAAAGCCUCCCUUGAUUCGUAAAUCCCGCUUGAGGCCAAAAAGUGCUUCCUCUCCCUGGAUUCCUUCCAUCACCAUCCCUCAGCCUUUCAAAAUGACUCUGCGGGAAGCUCACAAAAAGUCCCAGUUGAUGAAGUCAUACAUGUUUCUUGAACUAGACAAACAGAAAGAUGAAAGGCAAAGCCAGGAUGAUGCUGAAUGUCAGAAACAGUUUCGGGCACAGCCUGUACCUGCCCAUGUGUUUCUGCCCCUUUAUCAAGAAAUAAUGAUGCAGAAUGAGAUUCGCAGGCAAACAGCAACACAGAAAAGAAAGGAGCUGCUGCUUUCAACCCUGAGGCCCUUCAGCUUCCUGGAGAAGGAGGAGAAAAGGAAAGAAGCUAUCAGACAAAAGUUCCUGGCAGCAGCAACCCCAAAUGACAGCUCCAAACAGAAGCAAGCCAGUAAAAAAAUUCCUAAUUCUACUUAUGGCCCACUUCUUGGAGAUAAACUCAAAGAAGCUGAACUCUACAGAGAAAUACGCAUUCAAAUGAGAGCAAAGGAUUUGCUUGAGAGCUCAAUAGCUCCUAUAGAUACCAGCAACUAUCGGAGGGAGCCUCAAUCCCGAACUGCUGCUAAAACUCAGCAGGAAAGACUUGGCUUCUUGCAGGACAAAAGUUUCAGCUUCAAGCCAAGGAUUAAUCCAACGAUACCAGAUUUUGAAGGACUCUACUGGGCAUUUCAGAGGGAAGCAGUAAGGAGACAAGAAAUCAAAGAAGCAACUCAUAAUAAGCCAUUCAAGCUAAGAACUUCCAAUCUCCAUGGCAGGCAGAGGCAGGCUAAUGAAAAGAUAAAGGAUUCUCAGCAGCUGUCCAAGGUUUUAGUGAAGAAAAGUCAUUUUCCGUCUGGACUUUCCUCUCUCUCUUCCAAUACCCUUCCAGUGCAUAUUACAGAUGCAACUAGAAAAAGGGGAUCAGCUAUUAGAUGCUCCCAAGAUAACAAAAAGGAAGGAGGCAAAGAAGGAAUUUAUUGGCUAGAGAAGCAGAAAAAGAAAUGUCAAGCUAUCCAGAAGUCAGUGAACAGCCGAGCAAAAGCCCUGGAUCCACAUAAAAGUCUGGAGGAAACACACAAGGAGAAGUCAAAACAGAACUGGGAAAAAAUGAGAGAGAGAACAAAGGAAUACAGAAAGGAGUUGGAAGAAAUGCAGCUACGAGUCAAGAACAGACCAUACCUCUUUGAACAGGUCACCAAGCAUGAUGCUCGUCAAGGAGCAGAACGUCACUACAGACAAACUCUCCAGCAGCUGGGGCUAAGCGAAGAAUUUGUAAGGAAAAAAGGGAAAGAUGCCACUGACCUGCUGAAAGAAGAAUCUGAUGUUCACAGAGUGCCCAAGCCUCGGGGUGAAAAGGACACCUGUACUGUACAGGGAGGAGAACCUCAAGAGGAACAGAUUGGAAAGGAAAUGGCAACGUAAGAUCUAGCAGAAGAAUCCAUCAAUCACCUCUUGAUUAUCUUGAUUCUCCAGGUUAAUCUUCAGGAACUUUGUGGUUUAGGCUGACACUACAAAUUGCUCUGGGGUGAGAUCUUAGUAAAGAAAAACAGACCAACUGCUGUUCAGAGCAUGUCUUGUCCAAUCCAGCAAACCUUGUGCUCUUAGUCUUCACAAGUGUUCCUUCCUUUAACAGGCAACAAAACAAGUUUAAAAGGUUGAACUACUAUCUUUGUAUAGAAGUAGAUACAAAAGAUUGAAGAGGUGCAUCCUCUAGUGUCAGCUCCUUGUGUUUGUGCCACAGAAGCACACAGGAAGGGGAGAAUGCUUUUCAGUGUGCCAAAUGUUGGUUUGCAUAUCUGUGUGGUAGAAUGCUGUUAAACAAGGUAUUUCUAAAAAAAACAAACCAACC
Molecule: messenger RNA, 2180 nt
Organism: Pezoporus flaviventris
Lineage: Eukaryota; Metazoa; Chordata; Aves; Psittaciformes; Psittacidae
Gene: FAM161B
Product: FAM161 centrosomal protein B
Exons: 8
Coding region: 86-1753 (555 amino acids)
Biological process (GO): cilium organization
Cellular component (GO): cilium
Source: RefSeq, a predicted model, not a curated record